Messenger RNA from Spodoptera exigua (beet armyworm), 564 nucleotides. The record is from the annotation of a GenBank genome assembly. NCBI's taxonomy places the organism in Eukaryota, Metazoa, Arthropoda, Insecta, Lepidoptera, Noctuidae.
AUGGCUGCGUCUUUUAAUCCCGGCGCCUCCGCACGGGCUCGACUUACGGAUGAUGCAAUAUUUGAACAAUUGUUGGACGGAAAUGUAUCGGAGAUUGAAGAUUUUAGCGACGAUGACUUGGAUUUUGAACCAAAUAAUCUGUUUGAUCAAUUGGCAUGCGAAGAUCUCUCCGAUGGUGAUAUUCCUAAUGAAGAUGAAGAAAUUAGUCACCAAUUAUCACCAUUGAUAUGUUCACCAGUGAUACCGCAACCUUCUGCUCCAUUAAUGACGCAACAUUUUCCUCCAACAACGACUGAAUCUCCAUCAACAAUGCAGUCGCCUUGCCCAUCCUUUUUGUUCCACCUUAAGUCCGCCUUACGAGGAAAGAUGCUCCAGUUUGCUGUUCAUUGCAUGAAUUAUGAGAGUAACUACGAGUUAUGGAAUAAUCCAUCUCUCGCCGGCUUUUACAAGUUUCCCAGCUUCGCCGAAGGUUUCUUGGAGGUAAGGCAUCAUGAAGGCGGACCACCUAAUCUACGACACCUGAGGAGCCACAAAUCGGAUGGCCGGCCUUCUCAAAAGAAGUAA